This is a messenger RNA of Gorilla gorilla gorilla (western lowland gorilla), 2968 nucleotides long. It is a transcript of the gene ERFE, whose product is annotated as erythroferrone. Gene Ontology annotation, molecular function: hormone activity. Lineage: Eukaryota; Metazoa; Chordata; Mammalia; Primates; Hominidae. The record is from RefSeq and is a predicted model, not a curated record. Bases 83 to 1144 code for a protein of 353 amino acids. Gene Ontology annotation, biological process: negative regulation of gluconeogenesis; positive regulation of insulin receptor signaling pathway; positive regulation of D-glucose import across plasma membrane. The transcript is spliced from 8 exons.
GGGGAUUCAAGCGCGUUAUAAGGCGAGGAGCCCGGGGCGUCCGAGACGCCGCGCUCGGAGCCGCGAGGGAACCGCCGCCCGCAUGGCCCCGGCCCGCCGCCCCGCCGGAGCCCGCCUGCUGCUCGUCUACGCGGGCCUGCUGGCCGCCGCCGCGGGCCUGGGGUCCCCGGAGCCUGGGGCGCCCUCGAGGAGCCGCGCCCGCAAGGAGCCGCCGCCCGGGAACGAGCUGCCCCGGGGCCCCGGGGAGAGCCGCGCGGGGCCGGCCGCUCGUCCGCCGGAGCCCACCGCUGAGCGUGCACACAGCGUCGACCCCCGGGACGCCUGGAUGCUCUUCGUCAGGCAGAGUGACAAGGGUGUCAAUGGCAAGAAGAGGAGCAGGGGCAAGGCCAAGAAGCUGAAGUUCGGCUUGCCAGGGCCCCCUGGGCCUCCCGGUCCCCAGGGCCCCCCAGGCCCCAUCAUCCCACCCGAGGCGCUGCUGAAGGAGUUCCAGCUGCUGCUGAAAGGCGCGGUGCGGCAGCGGGAGCGCGCGGAGCCCGAACCCUGUACGCGUGGCCCCGCCGGGCCGGUCGCUGCGAGCCUCGCCCCGGUCUCGGCCACCGCCGGGGAGGACGACGACGACGUGGCGGAGGACGUGCUGGCACUGCUGGCCGCGCCCCUGGCCCUGGGGCCGCGGGCGCCGCGCGUGGAGGCCGCUUUCCUCUGCCGCCUGCGCCGGGACGCGUUGGUGGAACGGCGCGCGCUGCACGAGCUUGGCAUCUACUACCUGCCCGACGCCGAGGGUGCCUUCCGCCGCGGCCCGGGCCUGAACUUGACCAGCGGCCAGUACAGGGCGCCCGUGGCUGGCUUCUACGCUCUCGCCGCCACGCUGCACGUGGCGCUCGGGGAGCCGCCGAGGAGGGGGCCGCCGCGCCCCCGGGACCACCUGCGCCUGCUCAUCUGCAUCCAGUCCCGGUGCCAGCGCAACGCCUCCCUGGAGGCCAUCAUGGGCCUGGAGAGCAGCAGUGAGCUCUUCACCAUCUCCGUGAAUGGUGUCCUGUACCUGCAGAUGGGGCAGUGGACCUCCGUGUUCUUGGACAACGCCAGCGGCUGCUCCCUCACAGUGCGCAGUGGCUCCCACUUCAGUGCUGUCCUUCUGGGCGUGUGAGCGGCCACCACAGGCCCUUCCUCUCAGGGGCAAAUGGAGCACAGAUUUAGACAAUGUGUGGACAGUGUCAGAGUAGCAGUGGCCACAUGGAGGAGGAGGCCCACCCGGAACUCUGCCCACACUGGCCACUGCAGUUCAGCCCACAGAGCCACUGCAGGCAGGCCUACGGACGUGACGCGCACGCUGGUGGUCCCGGAGCCAGGGUUGAUUCAGGACACCAUCUUGGGCUGUUAUCCAGGAAAGAAAGAGUUGGCGUGCCUGGGGGCACCUGCUAGUUCCCAGCUGCAGGCCGACUCUUUCCUGGCCUGCUCAGCACCUGCCCAGAUGGCCUCUGCGUCUUUCCUGUGCCCAGCCCCACCUUUUCCACCUCUCUUCAUGUUCUCAUGGAGUGCAGAGCGCACCAGCCAGGGCCCCUACCUGGGAGAGGGUCAGCUGACGCAGGGCUGAGGGGGCUGCCACAGGGAAGUACGCUGUGUGUUCUUACUGCUUAGAAGGGACGGGGGGUCACUCACCACUCCCCUGGUCUCCAUCUGGGCUCCUUGGUCUUCCCUGCUCCUCCCCUAACCGUGUUCUACCUGCCAGUGGAGCUGAGCACUGCCUAGUCUGGGCCAGAGGGACACUGGACAAGGGCCUUUGGGGGACAGUAAGUCUGGGCCCAGCUUCUAGUUCUAAUGUAUGCAAGAUUAACUCACAAAUUCACCUCAGAAGGCCUUUCCAAAUGGGAGCUCCACUCUUCCCCUCCUCUGCAAAUCUUUUCACAGCCAAGGCCCCUUCCACCCUCUCCAGAGGUGGAUGAGAUCCCUUUUCCCCUCCCCUCUGAGGUGCUGACUCACUGGUAGGAGCCACCCACCAGAGGAAAGAUCUAGAACGUCUUUACAGACUGGAGACAGCCGGGCCUGCUGACCCAUCAUCCGAAUAGCUGAAGCAGAGUCUUCCACCAGGGGCGCCAGGGCCUGGCUGGGUCCAGCGGCUCUGGGAUGAGCCUCCCAAGCAUCUUUCCCACUUGGGUGGCGACGCGGCGCUGACAUUGGACAGGUGGUGGACGAGAGAUGGUCCCGAGAAAGGGUGGUCUUGGGAGGGCUGGUCCCAAGCCUGCUGUGCUCCUGUGGCAGUGAUGGGGCCUGCGGAUGGGGACGGCAGCUCUCAUGAGGACACACAGGCUGUGAGCCCGCAGCCUCCUCAAAUGUAGCCUCCCACAUUUUCCCCAAAGUGCAGGACUGUCCCAGAGUAGGUAGUGAAGAGGACAAGGCCCUCGGCAGCGACCUCCAGGGCCUCCUACCUGCUGAGGAAGAGUUAACCCACUGCCUCCCCACACAACAGGCUACGAAGAACCUGGUGCCUCAGGACCUCCUGGGAGCCAAGCUGGUCUGGCAAGGGUGCUCAGGCCUGGGAGAGAAGGGAGCAAUGGCCAGUCACCUUCACCUUCUAACUAACUAGCCUCCGGAUGAGGUGGCUGCCACCAGGCCCAAAUGAUCCCCAGGAGCCCAGCUUCCAAACCCCAACACCGAAUCAAACAUCUCCAUCCCCAAGUGCAGUAACACACAAAAACCAAACACUCUGCCCUGGGAAAGGCCUGGUGCGAUUCUCAGUAGGACUCAUACCCACCCUACCUAGAAGUACUGGGCUGGCCUGGGUACUGCAUCCGUGUGUUUUGAUAAGGGGGUGAUGUGGCCACGCCCUUAUCUAGAUUUCACUUUGUAUCCACUGGGCACAGAUAUUCUAGAGAGCUUAUCUUUCACUCUUGUAAAAGCCACAUAUCCACAUCUCUUUCAUUUUCUCAGUGUGUUAUGCAGCAAUUUAUUAAAGUAUUUAUUGUCUAAUAAA